Aspergillus clavatus NRRL 1 is the source of this 1893-nucleotide messenger RNA. It is a transcript of the gene tom70, whose product is annotated as putative mitochondrial outer membrane translocase receptor (TOM70). Bases 1 to 1893 code for a protein of 630 amino acids. The record is from RefSeq and is a predicted model, not a curated record. The transcript is spliced from 5 exons. Gene Ontology annotation, biological process: intracellular protein transport. Lineage: Eukaryota; Fungi; Ascomycota; Eurotiomycetes; Eurotiales; Aspergillaceae. Gene Ontology annotation, molecular function: protein-transporting ATPase activity; protein binding. Gene Ontology annotation, cellular component: mitochondrial outer membrane.
AUGUCGAGCGAAUCGUCCUUGCCGCAGCCAGUGAAGAACGUGGUUGUCGACACUACUGCCCUUCCUGCGUCUUCCUCUGCGUCGGUAUGGGACCGUAUCUCGAAAUGGGUGUCGGAGAAUAAGGCUCUGGUCUAUACCAUUGCUGGUGUGGCUGUCGUCGUGACCAGCGCGGGUGUCGUAUACUAUCUGUCCGAUUCGGGUCGGACUACCCAAGUUACUCCCCCGACGGAAAAGAAGAAGAGCAAGAACCAGCGUCGAAAGGAAAAGAAGAAGGCGGAGGAAGAGAAGAAGGCGAAGACCGCUUCCGUCCAGGAAGAACAAGCUCCCAAGAAAGCCGAAGAGGCGUCUGAGGAGCUGCCUGAGGUUGAUGAGGCUACUAUUGAUCAGCUGUCGGACGAGACACGGAGGGCAUAUGCCGCCAAGCUCAAGGCCGCCGGUAACAAGGCGUAUGGCUCCAAGGAUUACAACAGCGCCAUCGAACUCUACGGAAAGGCCAUCAUCUGCAAACCCGACCCUGUCUUCUACUCGAACCGCGCCGCCUGCUACAAUGUGCUGUCGGACUGGGAAAAGGUCAUCAAGGACACCAGCGCUGCACUGGCGAUGGACAGCGAGUAUGUGAAGGCCUUGAACCGAAGAGCCAUUGCAUACGAGCACCUCGAGAAGUUCGGAGAAGCUCUUCUCGACUUCACAGCCAGCUGCAUCAUCGAUGGAUUCUCCAGUGAGCUCAGCCGCAACUCGUUGGAGAGACUCCUGAAGAAGGUCGCCGAGAAGAAGGCCAAGGCGAUCCUGGAAGCUAAGGGCCGGAAGCUUCCCAGUGCCACAUUCGUUUCGAACUACCUGCAGAGCUUCCGUCCCCAGUCUCUCCCCGAGGGUCUCGAAGAGUCUGCCGACUUGAGUGACGAAUCCGGCAAGGGCCAGCUGCGCAAGGGUCUGAUCGCCAUGUCGAAGAAGACCGGUGACGGCUAUGAGGAGGCUGCCGCCGCUUUCGAGAAGGCGUUGGAGCUCGGCGACUUGGGUGAAUACGAAGCGCUGGCCCUCAACAUGAGAGCCACCUUCACGUAUCUGGCCGGUAACGCUCAGUCGGCUCUGGCUGAUCUCAACAAGAGUAUCGAACUGCAGCCCUCGUUAGUGCAGAGCUACAUCAAGCGUGCCAGCUUGCACCUUGAGCUCGGAAACAAGGAUGCUGCGGCCGAUGAUUUCGAACUUGCCAUCACUCACAACAAGGAUGACCCCGACAUCUACUAUCACCGUGCUCAGCUCCACUUCAUUCUUGGAGAAUUCGCCGAAGCUGCCAAGGACUACCAGAAGUCGAUCGACCUCGACCGAACUUUCAUUUUCUCUCACAUCCAACUCGGUGUGACACAGUACAAGAUGGGCUCCGUGGCCUCUGCCAUGGCUACCUUCCGUCGCUCCGUGAAGAACUUCGAGGAUGUGCCCGACGUCUACAACUACUACGGUGAACUCCUCCUGGAUCAGCAGAACUUCUCCGAGGCUAUCGAGAAGUUCGACAAGGCUGUUGAGAUGGAGAAGCAGAGCAAGCCUAUGGGUAUUAACGUCCUGCCCCUGAUCAACAAGGCUCUUGCUCUCUUCCAGUGGAAGCACGACUUCCAGGAGGCUGAGAACCUCUGCCAGAAGGCCCUCAUCAUUGAUCCCGAAUGUGAUAUCGCCGUCGGAACUAUGGCCCAGCUUCUUCUGCAGCAGGGCAAGGUCUCGCAGGCCCUCAAGUACUUCGAGCGGGCCGCUGAGCUUGCCCGUACCGAGGGUGAGAUUGUCAACGCCAUCUCAUAUGCUGAGGCCACCCGCACACAGUUGGAAGUCCAGGAGAAGUACCCCCAGCUUGCCGCUCGCCUGCAAGGCAUGGGUGGCGGCUUGGGCGGACCUCCUGGUCUGUAA